Molecule: messenger RNA, 1385 nt
Organism: Haemorhous mexicanus (house finch)
Lineage: Eukaryota; Metazoa; Chordata; Aves; Passeriformes; Fringillidae
Product: keratin-associated protein 5-4-like
Exons: 3
Coding region: 160-957 (265 amino acids)
Cellular component (GO): intermediate filament
Molecular function (GO): structural constituent of cytoskeleton
Source: RefSeq, a predicted model, not a curated record
GCAGCUUCCUCUGAUUUCAUCUCUGUAUGCAAAGCAGCCGGGAAGGAUCAGAGCAGAGCCCUGGAAUUCCUAAAGCCAGAAAAUCAAUUUACCAGCCACGACAACAACAACAACAACAUCAACAACAACAACAACAGCAGCCUGCCAGGAAAAAACAGGAUGAGGAAUGUCCCAGGUAAAAUCUCUGGAGUUGGUUGGUUUGAGGAUAUAAAAGUGCUCCUGACCGGCGGCCCUGGAGCUGCCUCUGCUGACUGGUUCUCCUCGCUGACUGGGCUGUGCCUUCAUUGGGUUGGGACCUUCUCAUCCUUCCAGGUUGGAUUGGGAAAGAUGUCCUCCUAUGGCCAGCUGCUCAGCGCCCGCUGUGCUUCGCCCUGCGAGGUGACAUGCGCCCAGCCCUACGUCGACGCCUGCAGCGAGCCUUGCGUCGCCUCCUGCGGGGACUCGCGCGCCAUCGUCUACGCCCCACCCGUGGUCGUGACAUUCCCGGGGCCCAUCAUCAGCUCCUGCCCCACCGAGAGCAUCGUUGGGUCGUCCAUCCCUGAAAUCGGCGGGGGAAUGGGCUCUGGAGGGGGUGGGAUGGGGUCUGGAGGAGGUGGGAUGGGGUCUGGAGGAGGUGGGAUGGGGUCUGGAGGUGGUGGGAUGGGAUCUGGAGGUGGGAUGGGGUCUGGAGGUGGAGGGAUGGGGUCUGGAGGAGGUGGGAUGGGAUCGGGAUGGGGCUCUGGAGGGGGAGGAAUGGGAUCCGGAGGGGGAGGAAUGGGCUCCUCCUGUGGGGGGGGAAUGGGAGGGGGCUCCUCCUGCGGGGGGGGGAUGGGAGGGGGCUCCUCCUGCGGGGGGGGGAUGUCACGGCUGGGGAGCCUCUACCGCGGCUCCUAUUUCUCAGGCUACGGUAGGAAUUAUUAUCCCUAUUUUUCCCGAGGGUACUACAGGUAUCGCUACGGGAACUACGGGCCUUUUUAACCCUUUAAAGCUGAGGAAUGUCCAAAGGAAAAAUAGGAUGCAGGGUAGUAGUUGAGAGCUAGGAAUUCCAAGCAGUCUCUGCUCCAGCUGGUCCAGUCAGAGCUGGGGUUGUUUGGAUCUUGUUGUGCUUUAUCCAAGGCUUAGGAUCCCGAUGUUCCCUCCCUUUGUCCCUCGCUCCUGUUGUGUUUUGUACUCCCUGAACCCAAAGAGUCAAACCAGUCAUGGGACUGGGCUGUGAAAGUGUCCUGCUGGAAAAAGAAUGUCCUGGAAUGACUGCUGGACUGGAGUCCAGGCUGAAAUGGGAAUGCUGAAAUGGGAAUGCUGAAAUGGGAAUGCUGAAAUGGGAAUGCUGACAUGGAGAUCCCGUUCUUUGUUUCUGCACUGCCUCAUCCCACUUUUUGUUUGUAUUAAAGCCCUGUUGCAUCACA